AAUAAGUUUGCAGUGACGCCAAUAAGGCUUAAGGCGAGAAUAGCUUCCUCUUGGCCACUGUCAAUCGGAGAGUCGGAUCAUAAACGGAAUAGCACAGGGAGUUGGAGUUGAAACUUGUGAAAUCGUCCCGCCGUUUGUUUCUCUCCCCCUCUUGCCACCGCCGUCGAACAAUUUCCGGUGCCAUUGGCCUUCUUCUCCAAUAAAACCUAGGUCCUCUGCUCUGUUCAGCCUGAUUAAAGAUAAUUUCUGAAGGAUUGGAUUACGUAGUUCCGGAUUCUGUUCAUUGUUGCUGAUAUGAGAGACUGAGGCACUUCAAGUAAUAGCUGAGAUCUCUGUUACGCCUUCUAGAGGUGCAGUGAAUUAGGGUUCUUGUUGUUAUAACUCGCGGAAAAGUUGAACGAGGGACGUGAGAAGAUGAGCAGCUCCGGUGCUGCAGGGCAAUCCUCGAAACCUGCAAAGGCUGGUCCCUCACAGCCUUCCGAAACCUCUACUAAGCGGAAACGAGGAAUGUUUCAGAAAGAUUUACAGCACAUGAUGUAUGGGUUUGGAGAUGAUCCUAACCCAAUUCCUGAAAGUGUGGCACUUGUAGAAGACAUUGUUGUAGAGUAUGUCACCGACAUGGUACAUAAAGCACAAGAUAUAGGAUCCAAGAGAGGAAAAAUAUCAGUGGAGGAUUUCCUCUACUUGAUUCGCAAGGACAUGCCAAAGCUCAACCGGUGUACAGAACUGCUAUCCAUGCAAGAAGAGCUGAAGCAAGCUAGGAAAGCUUUUGACGUGGAUGAGGACAAACUGGCUUCACUGGAGUGACGUGGAAGAGCUGGGAAAUUGCAGUUGUCUUGCGUGUAAUUGAAGUAAAGAUGUGUAGUAACUCUUUGAUGGAAGGAAAUAACUCAUGCUUGCUUGUAGAUAAAGAUUCUUUUGAAUGAGUUUCCUCACGUAGUAGUAGUCCACUUGUCUCUGUCGACGGGCAUAAGCAGAGUUGCAUCUUGCAGAUUCCACAUCCAAAGAUUGUUGAUGGCGCGUAAAGAUUUGAUGGAGAUCCUUAUGCCAACUUCCA
This is a messenger RNA of Linum tenue, 1057 nucleotides long. The record is from the annotation of a GenBank genome assembly. NCBI's taxonomy places the organism in Eukaryota, Viridiplantae, Streptophyta, Magnoliopsida, Malpighiales, Linaceae.